AGCAGGUAGUGUGGACGGUUUUACUUUUCCUGAUUUGGUGUGAGCAAUUGAAAAAAAAGUUUUUGUCGUUUAGUUCAGUUUACAAAGUGGUAUGCGGAUAUUUGUUUGAAAAUAUUUUGUAGUGACCUGUAGGCUAAUCAUAAUGACAACAGAUUUGACUUUCUCUAAAAUAUAUUUUUGGCAGAAUUAGUGACACAGUGAAUUUCAGAGAGUGUUUCAACUUUUAAUCAUUAUCGGUUUGUAACCGGUGGAAUUGUUUUUUCAACGCCUGACUAUCCUUAAACACCAGUAAGGUUCAUCGGAUACACGAAUGGUUUUUGAGUCUGGACUUGAUGUAAUUGAAUAGAAUGGGUAUUGAAAAGGAGAAUGAACUGGAAGCAGGCGCAACAGCGCUUAGCAAAUGGCUAACAACUCAACCACAUCUCCCACAAAAUCUUCAUCCACUACUGUUACAACGAUAUGUUCACUCAACGAAAGGCGACUUGGCAUAUGCGGAAAAAAUCCUUGUGCAAGGAUAUACAAUACGUCAGAAAAACCCACAUAUUUUCGGCAACCGAGAUCCUCUGGAAGCAAACGUACAAAGUAUUCUCCAUGCAAUUGACAUGGUUCCCUUACCUGCGGUAGAAGGCUCUGAGGAUAAAUUCAUUUUUUAUCGGUUGGUUGAUUGUGAUCCGGACAAAUUUCAAUUCAACGAUGUUAUCAGGACUUUCUUCAUUAUUGCUGACAGUCGCUUAGUUCAACCGGAUGUACCAAUGAACGAUGGCGGCGAUGUUCCAAUCUUCGACAUGACUGGAUUCACUUUGCGACAUUUGACCAAAGUAGUGCUUUCUACUCUACGAGUUUACAUGAAGUAUACUCAAGAAGCCCACCCUGUCCGCUUGAAGGCCAUACAUGUCAUCAACUGCACCCCAUUCCUGGACCGCGUGAUGGUUAUAGUAAAGCCAUUCAUGAAAAAGCAGGUUGCAAAUAUGUUACAUUUUCACCUGCCAAAUUCGGAAACUCUUUACGAUCAUGUCCCAAAGGAUGCUCUACCGGAAGAAUAUGGCGGAAAGCAAGCAAUCGAUAAACUGAAGGCAGAAUGGUUCAAACGGAUUGAAUCAUUAAGUGACAUGGUUCCCUUACCUGCGGUAGAAGGCUCUGAGGAUAAAUUCAUUUUUUAUCGGUUGGUUGAUUGUGAUCCGGACAAAUUUCAAUUCAACGAUGUUAUCAGGACUUUCUUCAUUAUUGCUGACAGUCGCUUAGUUCAACCGGAUGUACCAAUGAACGAUGGCGGCGAUGUUCCAAUCUUCGACAUGACUGGAUUCACUUUGCGACAUUUGACCAAAGUAGUGCUUUCUACUCUACGAGUUUACAUGAAGUAUACUCAAGAAGCCCACCCUGUCCGCUUGAAGGCCAUACAUGUCAUCAACUGCACCCCAUUCCUGGACCGCGUGAUGGUUAUAGUAAAGCCAUUCAUGAAAAAGCAGGUUGCAAAUAUGUUACAUUUUCACCUGCCAAAUUCGGAAACUCUUUACGAUCAUGUCCCAAAGGAUGCUCUACCGGAAGAAUAUGGCGGAAAGCAAGCAAUCGAUAAACUGAAGGCAGAAUGGUUCAAACGGAUUGAAUCAUUAAGGGACUACUUCACUGAUGAGAGUCGAUGGAAGAUAGACGAUUCCCGGAAAGUCAACAAUAACAACAAUGAAAUCAGCAGCUCACUGAGGAAUCUUGAGAUCGAUUAAAUGACGCAUGGAUAAAACGAGUGAAUUGGUCGAGGUUUCAUUAUUUUAUGUAUAUAAUAUAGCUGGAAUAAAUAUUGAUGAUAUGGAUGUUUUGGUGGAAUUAGGUUUUCUUUUAUCGUCUAUUGAA
This is a messenger RNA of Toxorhynchites rutilus septentrionalis, 1845 nucleotides long. Its product is annotated as alpha-tocopherol transfer protein-like. Gene Ontology annotation, cellular component: membrane. The coding region runs from base 348 to 1718 and encodes 456 amino acids. The record is from RefSeq and is a predicted model, not a curated record. Gene Ontology annotation, molecular function: phosphatidylinositol bisphosphate binding. Lineage: Eukaryota; Metazoa; Arthropoda; Insecta; Diptera; Culicidae. The transcript is spliced from 13 exons.